Symbiodinium natans is the source of this 777-nucleotide messenger RNA. Lineage: Eukaryota; Dinophyceae; Suessiales; Symbiodiniaceae. The record is from the annotation of a GenBank genome assembly.
AUGUCGGCUGUCCUCUCGUUGCUCCUUUGUGGAUGCAGAGAAGGAGACCUGUGCAAAGCCGACUGCAAGUCCGGAGGCGCGCCUGAGAAGAUCCAGGUCGCCAGCGCGACCAAGUCAACCCGAUCUGCAAGCACUGUGCCGUCAGACCGUACUACAUCCGGCACAUCUCAGGUAGCUGAGCUCGAUGAGAUCGACCAGCGAGUGUCAGACCUCAUCCACAAGCUCCGCAAGGACGAGGCCGCGCCGCUGGUCGUGCGCCAUGUCAAAGACAACAUGUACAAGGUGGAUGGUCGCCGGGUGAGGUUGUCUCUGUCGAACGGCUCGGACGCCUGCAUAAUGGUUCAAGAGGACUCUGAUGCAAAGCUCCCGCUUGUACCUCUGGAGACUUACCUCCAGCAGGCAGCUUUCGUGUCGCGUGCAUUGCACGGGCUGUCCGCGGGCUCGCCGGCUGUCGCGCAGGUGCCGGCCGACAAGCGCCUGACGUUUGCAGCAACGGCUUGUGGCGACGGGGAAUCGCUCCGCAGGGUGAAGGCCAUGCGCCUUGCCUGCGAGCAGGCGCGACUCCGAGAAGAGGCUGCCGAGGCUUAUGCACGCGAAGCCAGUGCGGAGGGAUGGAGACCCAGGUCCGGCAUAGAGGACACGGCUGCUGUGGCCUCUACUUCUCUCCAGCAACCUCCAGGUGUGCCCACAGCCCCGGCAGAGCCUGUCGAGGUCCAGAGGCCUCGUGAUGCUCAGCAGGUCUCGCAGAUCUCGCCUGGAGCGGGUGCGGCUGGCUAG